AUGCCGGCAAUUGAUUCCAGUCGCGAUUACUACGCGGAUCUCCAGCUGCCACCCACGGCGGACGUCGCCGAAAUCAAGAAACAGUUCAGAAAGCUAGCGCUCCUAUACCACCCCGACCGCAACCCAGGAAAGGAGGCCGAAGUCAACUCCAAAUUCCAGACCAUUCAAUCCGCGCACGAGAUUCUCAGCGAUCCCCAGCUGAAAGCCAAAUACGAUGCCAGCCGACCACGCUCCAGGUAUCCCACCGCCUCCGGGGUCAAAGGCAACCCAUGGCAAAAUGCCGGUUCCCAUUUCCCUCCGCCUCCACGAAGGACUGGUCCAACUGGUCCUGGCCCAACCCGCAACCCCCCACCGUCAGGUGCUCAGAAGUAUCGGAACUUUGCUGGUGCGGCACCCACAGCUAAGGCGCAUCCGCAUGCGCGGGAGGACCACAUGGAAGCAAAACGCAAUGCCUGGCAUGCUUUCGAACAAAUGAGGCCCAAUUCUCAGGGCAAGUCAGCCUACACGCAAGCCAAGGCCAGCAGACCCCCAGAGCCCCCUCCCACCCCUUCUCGACCCGUCCCCCGCACACCGGCACAGAAAGAGAGGGCUGAAGCCGCAUUUGGUGCAAAAACGUCGCAAUACGUCCCUCAAUCUCCCGUCGCCGGCGAUGAGCCUCCGGCGCGCUCCCCCGCCUCCCACCCCCACAACCGACACACCUAUGACCCGGCGGCAGACCCGUCAACCCGGACCCCCCGCGACUCCAUACCGGAUCCCCUGGCCCAGUUCCGUGGCUAUGACAAGCGGCAGAGCAGCCCAUACCAUAGCAGCAGCGGCGAGAGGACCAAUCCGUUUGAUGGCGCUACUAUUAACCGUACCAAGAGUACCAGAGAAACCUCUAGGCGAGACCAGCACGAAAGCGCCCCAGGUCUAUCAGCCGGCAGUCCGCGACAUCAUCGCAGCUCGAGCGCGCCUCGGACCGCCCGGUCGAACGAAUCGGGUGAAGACCGACCAUCUCCGGCGAACCCUCCGAACCCCCUAAACGUCCCCAGGCCAACCUUCCCUUCACGAGCAAGCGCCAGAUACACUCCUCCUGACCGGGUAAACGGCGCUGGGGCUACCAUUAACCCGACUCGAUUCCCGACAGACACCAAACCCGACAUCAAUGCAGGUGGUGGACAAUCCCCACAUAAGACACAAGGGCCUUCAAUGUAUGGCACACCAACCACCAACCCUUCCAAGACUUCGUCAUUCUCCGCAUCUGCAAGUAGCAGUACAGCUUGGCCUCCGGCUCCAACGUCACGCGUGCACGGUUUUGAGAUGUAUAGCAGUGGUGGUGGAAUGUUCAAGUCGGGGGGCAAGGGAGCUCGUUCUUCAACGUCCUCGUCUCCGAGUGGGGACGACACUAUUUCUUCUACCCCUGGAUCACUCACACCAUUCGAGCGCCAACAGGGUGAACUGCUCAAGGAGCUCAUCAAGGAAGCACACACACACACGUCCACUCAGACUAGACAACGGCGAUCAAGUCAAACACGCACGUGUGAUAAAACUCCCGCUGACAAGACAUCUCUGCAUAGCUUUAGCUUUCCGAUCAACGACGAUACCUUCACCCAAACAACCCCGGAACCGAAACGCUUCACCCGAACGAGCACUGACGACAUCAACACCAAGUUCGCUAACGACCAAGGUUCCGAGGCAUGGCAGUUCAAAGCGGGCGGUCCUCAGCAGGAAGACCCCUUCGGCAAGCGACCCGCGCAUUCUGGGAGCAGAGCUGGCCGAGAAUCGCCACUUAGACAGGCAGCACCGCCACGGCCGGCAAAGGAACCCCUCGACAAGACCCGCGAGGCAUCCCCCGCCGAGGCCGGGUUCGACGCGCAGGGUUGGGGCGAGCAGUUCGGCCCGCAAGUCUUCGCCCCCCAGCCGACUAGAGGCGCCUCGGCUUCGCCAACUCGCCCGUCUCGAUCCAGCACGAGAAAACACAGGACGGUGCAUCCGACGAUGGGCACAGCCGGUAUGGUAAAUGAGGAUAGUAGCGGUAGCGAGGGACGCCGCAGCGGCAGCGGCAGCGGCAGCGGUAACGGAAGUGACUCCCGGGACCGCCGGCCGGACGGAGUACCAGCUGGGUCCGACAGCCCCAUGGCCAUGGACAUCGACCCACCCUCAGUCAAAGCGAGCAGCGCGGGCGAUGCAGCAGAACCGAAGCCUACGGCACGUAACAUUCCGGUAGAACCCUCGCGUCCCGAGUGGAGACCUGGCGAUGUCAAGGGGAUGCAGGACGCCGGCCAGGCCAACGGAGAGCAGCAGAAGAAAUCCGCCCCGAAACCCCAUGUCGGCGGUUCCGAGGAUAGCGAGGAGUUCCGUGCCACUCUGGCCGAUCUCAAGAACGUGGCGCCGUUUGCCCAGCCGCCAGCAACAGGGCUUGGUUCUUUCAGCGAUCUCAAGACCAACCUGCCGUUCGAGAGCAAGGCGUCCGAUAAAAUCCCCAUCGCGAAGGAGAAGCACACCACCACCAGCCAGGAGCUCAACUUCCCGUUGGUGCCCCAGGCACCCACGCCCCCGCCUACUCUUGCCGUCUCCGGCCUCAAGCCGACCCUGCCGGCCUGGCAGAAGUACCUCGUGGAUUUCCAGAACUACAUGCAGCAGUGGGACGCCUUUACCGUCCAGGUCACGGAACACUUCAAUGCGCGCAAGGAGCAGAUUCUCCGGGCGCGCGAGGCCCGCGGCUACGCUUUCCUUGCGGCGCAGAGCGACAGCGGCAUUGAGGAGUAUCUUGAGUGGCUUCGACAGGAUCAGGGUGUCCGCAGGAAGUGGACCGCGGCGUGUGAAUCGCACGAGGGGCGCGUCCGGGAGUUUCUUGUCUACCGGCAGAAAAUGCGAUAG
Molecule: messenger RNA, 2859 nt
Organism: Sodiomyces alkalinus F11
Lineage: Eukaryota; Fungi; Ascomycota; Sordariomycetes; Glomerellales; Plectosphaerellaceae
Exons: 3
Coding region: 1-2859 (952 amino acids)
Cellular component (GO): cytoplasm
Source: RefSeq, a predicted model, not a curated record